Messenger RNA from Candida tropicalis MYA-3404, 5043 nucleotides. It is a transcript of the gene SNF2, whose product is annotated as SWI/SNF catalytic subunit. Lineage: Eukaryota; Fungi; Ascomycota; Pichiomycetes; Serinales; Debaryomycetaceae. The transcript has a single exon. Gene Ontology annotation, molecular function: histone binding; ATP binding; DNA binding. Gene Ontology annotation, cellular component: nucleus. Gene Ontology annotation, biological process: positive regulation of transcription by RNA polymerase II. The record is from RefSeq and is a predicted model, not a curated record. The coding region runs from base 1 to 5043 and encodes 1680 amino acids.
AUGAAUCGUCCCCCAACCAGAGAGGAAAUUCAGAAGAUCAUACAGCGUUGGCAAGAGUUGAGACAACAGUAUGGUGAGCAAGUAUACAAUGUCCCUGAAUUUGCUCAAUUGAACAAGGUGUUGAACUCAAUCAAGAUGCAACAACAAAGAUUUCAACAACAACAACAACAACAACAGCAGCAGCAGCAACAACAACAACAGCAACAACGACAAGGUAUGAACUCACAGUCUUCAAUGCCGCAACAGAUGCAAACACAGACUCCUCAACAACAACAAUCACCUGCGCCUCAGCAGUUUACCAACAUGAACCAAAAUGGUUUCAACAAUCAACCUUACCAGUCUCAAAUGCAUUCUCCUGCUAUUGGCGGUUCAUUAUCUAAUAAUGGUACACCACCAUUACCACAGAAUACAAACAUGAUGGCCAAUUCAAAUAAAAACAUGAAGUUGAAUAGCAACCAAUUUAAUAAUCAAAUGGGUAUGAGUCCGAUGCAACAACAACUGCAAUAUCUGUCCCAGUCCCCUAAUCCAAGUAAUAUGUUCAACCAAAUGUCCCAACAACAGAUGCAACCGCCACAACAUCAACAAUCAAGCACGACUCCAAACCCUGAAUCUGCAUUUACAAAUCAACAAUUUCAAUUGUUGAAGUCACAACUUCAGGCAUUCAAGUAUCUUGUGAAAGCACCAGGGCAAGGUGGUCCAGGUCAAAUCCCCCAGAAUUUAAUUGCAUAUGUUUCUAACCCUUCAUCAGCCAUGGCAAACGAUAUGUAUUUACCAGCUGUUAAUAGACCACAGAGUAAUGGUAUGAUGCAAAUGCCUAUUAACCAACAAAUGGGACAACAACUACCACCGAAUAUGCAACAACAGCAACAACCACCACUACCACCACCACCACAACAGCAACAGCAAUUUCCAGGUCAACAACCGAAUGACAUGAGUAAUAACUCAGUUGGUGGUACUCCUGAAAUGGGAGAGAAGAAGAAAGGCAAACGUGGCCCAAGACCAAAACAACCAAAGAAACCAACCAAGAAACAAUUACGCGAGGAAGAACAAAGAUUGGCAUUGGAAAGACAAAGACAGGAACUUGAACAAAAUAGACUUAAGAAUGAUAUUUCCCAAGCAUUCCCUGGAGGUCCAUUCCCUGUGCAAUCACAAUUUACACCACAACCACAACAACAGCAACAACAACAGCAACCUCCUCAAGUUCCUGGACAACCUCCAUUACCACAACAAAGACAAAUGUCAAUGGGCCCUCAAUCUGUGCCGGGACCUAUCCCUCCACCACAACCACCUAGGUCUGUUACUCCAAAACAAAUGUACCCAGAUCCUUCACCUCCAGUUAAUCUUCGUUCUGUUAUUCCAGAUAAAACAACUAACAAGAAAGUUAUCAUCCCAGUGAAUAAGCCAAACAUUCAAGUUGAUACCUUUGAAAUUUUCGAUAUUUCCAGCGAUGAAGUUAAGGAUAUUCCAUUUAGUACAUUAUACACUCCUCAAAGUAGAUUCCAAAUCCCUUCAUUCUUACCAGAUGGUAUCAAUAUGGAAGAUAUUUUCUACAACAGAGAAGGGUAUAUAUUGGUCAGAAUUGAACAGGAGAAGUAUAAGUUGAAACAAAAGAUCGAGUCUUUGGGUGAUGACAAUGAUGAAGAAAAAACAAAAUUGGAAUCCCAAUUGAACCAAUUAGAGUUGAUUCCAUACCAGAAGGAUUUGCGUGGGAAAUUGCUUACACAAGCUUGGUUUAGCAAAUCUUUACUUCCAAACUCACAUCCAAACUUUUUGGCACGUUUUAGUUCUUUAUCAUUAGACGGUGUUACUAUCAGUACCGAUCUUUACAGACAACAAUUGGAAUCUUUAUUGAAGGAACAAAACCGUAAACAUAACAAGACUAUUGAAGAAAUCAUCAGAUUUAGUGACAAGAAUAGUGUCAAGUUUGGAAAGAAAACUGACAGACUAUCAAGAUUCAUGACAAAGAUCAACAACUUCCAUAAUCAAACUGCCAAAGAAGAACAAAAGAAAUUGGAAAGAAUGGCCAAACAACGUUUGCAAGCUUUGAAACUGAAUGAUGAAGAAGCUUAUUUGAAAUUAUUGGACCACACUAAGGAUACCAGAAUUACACACUUAUUGAGUCAAACCAACCAGUUCUUGGAUUCAUUGGCAUUAGCUGUUCAAAGUCAACAAAGGGAAGCACAUGAUAGUAUGGUGAGUACCGGGCGUAUCAUCGAAGCUGCACCAGCUCCUCCUGAGCCUAUUGACGAUGAAAAGAGAGAGAAGAUUGAUUAUUAUAAUGUUGCUCAUAGAAUUAAGGAAGAAGUUACCAAGCAACCUUCAAUUUUGGUAGGUGGUACUUUGAAAGAAUAUCAAUUGAAAGGUUUGCAAUGGAUGGUGUCGUUAUUCAAUAACCAUUUAAAUGGUAUUUUAGCAGAUGAGAUGGGUUUGGGUAAAACCAUUCAAACUAUUUCUUUGAUUACUUAUCUUGUUGAAGUGAAAAAGAUUCCCGGUCCCUUUUUGGUCAUUGUUCCUUUAUCCACCAUCACCAACUGGAACUUGGAAUUUGAGAAAUGGGCUCCUUCUGUUAAGAAGAUCACAUAUAAAGGUAACCCAGCUCAACGUAAGGUAAUGCAACACGAAAUCCGUACCGGAAAUUUUCAGAUUUUGUUGACUACUUUUGAAUAUGUUAUCAAGGACAAGAAUUUACUUGGUAGAAUCAAAUGGGUUCAUAUGAUUAUUGAUGAAGGUCAUAGAAUGAAGAAUACCCAAUCCAAGUUGUCUGAAACUUUGACUCAAAAUUACCACAGUGAUUAUCGUUUGAUUUUGACAGGUACUCCAUUGCAAAACAACUUGCCAGAAUUGUGGGCAUUAUUGAAUUUUGUUUUGCCAAAAAUUUUUAAUUCGGUUAAAUCGUUUGAUGAAUGGUUUAAUACCCCUUUUGCAAACACUGGUGGUCAAGAUAAGAUUGAAUUGACAGAAGAAGAAACAUUGUUGGUUAUUAGAAGAUUGCAUAAGGUUCUUCGUCCAUUCCUUUUAAGAAGAUUAAAGAAGGAUGUCGAAAAGGACUUGCCAGACAAGGUUGAAAAAGUUGUCAAAUGUAAGAUGUCAGCAUUGCAAUCGAAGUUAUAUCAACAAAUGUUGCGUUACAAUAAGUUGUACACUGGUGAUCCAGAAAAUGGUGCCGAACCACUUACCAUCAAGAAUGCAAACAAUCAAAUUAUGCAAUUGAAGAAAAUUUGUAACCAUCCAUUUGUUUAUGAAGAAGUGGAACAUUUCAUCAACCCAAGUAUUGAAACCGAUGACCAAAUUUGGAGAGUUGCAGGUAAAUUCGAAUUAUUGGACAAAGUUUUACCUAAGUUCAAGGCUACUGGACAUAAAGUGUUAAUGUUUUUCCAAAUGACACAAAUCAUGAAUAUUAUGGAAGAUUUCUUGAGAUUCCGUGGAUUAAAGUACAUGAGAUUGGAUGGUGGAACUAAAGCUGAUGAUAGAACUGAGUUGUUGAAACUUUUCAAUGCUCCUGAUUCAGAUUACUUUUGUUUCCUUUUGUCUACAAGAGCUGGUGGUUUGGGUUUGAAUUUACAAACAGCUGAUACUGUUAUUAUUUUUGAUACCGAUUGGAAUCCGCAUCAAGAUUUGCAAGCUCAAGAUAGAGCCCAUCGUAUUGGUCAAAAGAAUGAAGUUAGAAUUUUGAGAUUAAUCACUGAAAAUUCUGUUGAAGAAAUGAUUUUGGAAAGAGCACAUGCCAAGUUGGAAAUUGAUGGUAAGGUUAUUCAAGCAGGUAAAUUCGAUAAUAAAUCCACCGCGGAAGAACAAGAAGCCAUGUUGAGAGCUUUAAUUGAGAAAGAAGAUCAACGUAGACAAAAGGGUAACGAGGAAGAAGAGGAGGAUUUGGAUGAUGAUGAAUUAAAUCAAAUCAUUGCGAGAAAUGAAAAAGAAUUGGAUGUUUUCAGACGUCUUGAUGAAGAAAGAUACGUUACCACUAGAGAUGCAUCUUAUCCUGCUAGAUUGUUUACUGAACAAGAGUUGCCUGAAAUUUAUAAGAAGGAUCCAGAAGAACUUUUCAAGAAGGAUGAAGUUGUCUUGGAAGAUUAUGGACGUGGUGCAAGAGAAAGAAAGACUUUGCAUUAUGAUGAUAAUUUGACUGAAGAACAAUGGUUAAGAAAGAUUGACGGUAUGAUUUCUGAUGAUGAUGAAGGUGGUGGUGAUGAAGAAGUCACCGAUUCAGAAGUUGAAGUUAAACCAAAAAAGAAAGGCAGAAGAGGUCGUAAACCAAAAGUUCAACCGGUUGAAGAUGAGGAAAGUCAAACUGAAUCAGAAGUGCCAUCAACAAAACGUUCAUUUAUUGAUGAUUCAGAAGAUUUUGCACCACCAAAGAGACAAAAGUCAGUUACGCCAAGUGUUACUUCAACAAGAGGUAGAGGAAGAGGCAGAGGACGUGGUCGUGGUAGAGGUCGUGGAAGAGGUUCUUUGUUGUCACGUUAUGCACCAUCUAUUGAUCCAUUGACAGCUGAAGAAAGAUCGACAUUGCAAAAUAACAUUGAGAGUAUAUUGGGAUUGAUUAUCAAUUACAAGAAUGAACACGACAGAAAAUUGAGUGAAUUGUUCUUAGUUAAACCACCAAAGAAAUUAUACCCUGAUUAUUACGUAUUGAUCAAACAUCCUAUUGCUCUUGAUGUUAUCAAAAAGAGAACUGGAUCUAAUACUUACAGUAAGAUCAGAGAAUUUUUAGAAGAUGUUCAUUUAAUGUUCAGCAAUGCUAGAAUUUAUAACGAAGAAGGAUCUAUUGUUUAUCAAGAUGCCGCAUUUUUGGAAAGAGUAUCAAUGGAUAAAUUCAAAGAAUUGUAUUCCACUCUUUCAGAGGAAGAAGUUAACAAAAUUUUAGACUUUACUGAUUUUGAUGAUAUGUUUAGUUUGAAACCAUUAGUUCCAUCUACUGCAAUUAAACAACCAAUUGAAGCCAAAUUAGAGAAAAUCGAUAGAGGUGAAACUGUUGAUAGUCCAUUGAUUACUGUAUCAACUACAGCUGGAACAGAAGAAUCUACACCAGCAAACUUUGAUUAG